Impatiens glandulifera is the source of this 1949-nucleotide messenger RNA. RefSeq names its product ribosomal RNA processing protein 1 homolog. The transcript has a single exon. The record is from RefSeq and is a predicted model, not a curated record. Gene Ontology annotation, biological process: rRNA processing. Bases 80 to 1723 code for a protein of 547 amino acids. Lineage: Eukaryota; Viridiplantae; Streptophyta; Magnoliopsida; Ericales; Balsaminaceae. Gene Ontology annotation, cellular component: preribosome, small subunit precursor; nucleus; preribosome, large subunit precursor.
GGUGGUAUUAGUAAAUAAAACCUACCUUCCCUAACGAAAUUCUCCCUCUCUCGUUUCGUAUAUCUCUUCCUUAUUCGAGAUGAACGGCGGCCUGUCCAUGGAGAUAGACGGCGGGGGUGAGGCCUCCUUAGUUCAGCCCGUGUCAUUGUCGCUUAUUAAACGGUUGGCUUCAUGUGACAAGUCCGCCAGGGAUCGAGCUCUGAAGAAGGUUCUCAGAGCCUGGCUGCCUUCGCAGCAACCCGAACAUGUCUCCGAUGACGAAUUGAAGAAGCUUUGGAAGGGCCUCUUUUACUGCGUUUGGCACGCCGAUAAAGCUCCCGUUCAGCUCGAGCUUAUCAACCGUCUCUCCGCUCUCAUUGUAUCUCUCCCUCUUGAUUUGUCUCUGCGAUACUUCUCUAUGUUUCUCAUAACCCUGCGUAGAGAAUGGACUGGCAUUGAUCAUCUCAGGUUAGACAAAUUUUACCUACUCAUUCGCCGCUUCGUAAACGCUUGCUUUCGUAUGCUUAAAGGGAACUCCUGGGAUUUGGAGAUCUCCCGUCGAUUCAUGUCUGUGCUUGAACAGGAUACAUUCUCUUCUGAAGAAUACCUUCUAGGAAGUGGUGUUAAUUACCACAUUGCAUCGGUUUUCCUUGAUGAACUUAAGCAAUACCUUCCUCUUAGAAUCGAAACCCUUGAUGUCAUCUAUAAGCCAUUCAUUGUAGCCAUGACUAAGAGCCAUGAUAAGUUGCUGGUUACUAAAAUUGCUUCCAACAUGUUUAAUGUUUUAUUGAAAUACGGCACAACUCUAUUAGAGUGUAAGAGAUUGGGAGGCGAAACAUCAUCAGAUGCUAGGGAUGAUGUUUCCCUUCAUGGAACAGUAGCUCUUAAGUUAAAUUUUUCAGCCAAGUUUUAUGAUUCUGGUUCAUCCCCUGAUUGUUUUCAAGGAAACAGAAAGGUAUUGUUUGGUUUGCACCAGGGUUUCAUGGAGCUGGAGAAGGAUUUGACAUCUUUCGGUAUUGAAAUUCCAAAUCCUGAUGUUCUUGUGGAUGAAGAAGAUUCCAUUCCCAAACUCAUUCCUAUUUUGUCAGCUGAAGAAGCAAAUGAAAAGCUUCAAAUUGUUGCCACCACUGAACAUUUGAACAAGAAAAGGAAAUCCAAGAAAGCUUUGGCCAAUACUGACAACAAAAGAGCAGAGGAUGGAGGUGAGAAAAAGAAAAGAAAGAAGAAUAAGAAGAAAAAUAGUGAAAUUUCUGUGACUGAAGAAGAUCAUGGUGAUACGAGUCUCGUGGCUACUAGUGGCGAUAGUUUCAUUAACACAACUUCAAACGAUUCUUUCACUUCAAACCUUCAAAUUCAGUUUGAGGAGGCUGCUGAUGUUGAACUAGACAAGAAUGGUAAUUCACAGGAAGCUCUUAAGGUAAAGGCCCCUGGACCUAAUAAGCGAAAGAAAAGAAAAAACAAGGAUUUGCAGGAUUCUAAUUUGAAGGAAGACAUUGUUGAUGAUAUUAUGAAGAGUGGGGAGAAGAGUGCGAAAAAAGUGAGCUUUUCUAUGAAGAAUAACUUGGUGUGGAAACCUCAUUGUCCAUUACCUCCUCAAGAUUUAAGAAUACCACCAUCCCUUAUUCCGAGGGGUAGUGCCCUUAAAAAAGGAGUAUCUCCUGGUCCUGUAGUGGGAAAACGUAAAGUAAACCAGGCGAAGAAGAGAAUCAAAACCAACCCUGUUGCAACCAAUUGGUUUAGGUGAUUAUGAAUCCUUUUUGAUCCAACAACUUACUUGAGAAUUUCCCAUUGCUGUUUUGGUUUAUCUUGAAUUUUUCAUGAGUACUCAUCCUUCUUGAUCUUAGGUUAUGAAUUCGUAAUCCUGAAUCUCUUUUUGUUUCUAUUGUUGUGAACUGUUUAAUUUAAUUGAUAGUUUGAGACGAUAUUUUGUUUGUGCUGAGUAAUGAGCAUGGUUGUUUUUACUUAUAGGA